UACGCACUAUUUACGGCAAGCAAAGAAAAAACAUCUCAAACAGACUGAGCAAUGGAUCCAAACACCACCAUUCUCCGGGUGAAGAGAAAGCGUGGCACCGACCCCGCAGAUGCCUUGCUGCUGGCCUGUAAACGCAUCCGACCGGAGGGGAAUGAUCAGCAGUCCCCCGGGGAGACUGUACCGGAGCCAGAUGACACGGAGGUUGAGAACUCGGUGUUCAAACUCGUGGCGACGGUAGCAUCUCAGGAUGCUCCAGUCCAGACCCAGGUUCGUGAAGCCCUGGCCCGCCCCCGCGUAGCCCACGCCCUCCGCCCCUCUGCCACCAGUUCACAGAGGAUCAUGGGAGAUCUACGGAGCACCAAGUGGAGCACUCGGCGAGACGAGCGUUACCGUAUCCUGUCGAGCCACAGAGCAGGUCUGCCGGCAGAGCGGCCAGCUCCAGCCUCCUCCCCGGCCCCAACCCCUGCCCCACCUUUGGCCCAGAUUGAGGUUCCAGGUAGGGGAAAACGGGUCGGACUGGGGGGUUCGGAGGCUGACUGGAACUUCCGGCAGGUCCAGGUGUUUGAUCUUAUCCAGGAGGAGGCAGAGCCGCAGGACAAGGGCUCCAGCAAGACGGUGACCUCUGACCCAGAAGAGAUCAUGUGUAACUCCAUGAAGAUGAUCCGAGAGCAUCUGAGCGUGUCAGGGGAGGGACCAGGGGCGGAGCAUCGUGAGCGGGAGGACGAUUACGUUUAUGACCUGUACUACCAGGAAACGGCUGCGCCCGGCUGGAUUCAGGAUAUCCUGUCUGUCAGAGCCUACACAGAUGAGGGCGAGCUGGUGCCGGACCUGGUGGUCCACGAGGAGGAGGUGUACGAGGAUGAGGAUGACGAGAACGAGGAAGGUAACUGGAGGAACGACUACCCUGACGAAGACAGCGACGAAGACGGAGACCGGGAGGACAGAUACGGAGGCUACUGGGAGGAGGAGCACUCAUACAGCAGGCGGAGCUGGGAGGCGUACCAGAGGGAAAUCCUUCACGAGCUGGGGAACCACAACAACGAGGAAGAGGAUGAAGAUCGAGACUCUGACUGAUUCCCACUGCAGACCUGUGGCUGGUUCACAGAGGCCUUCUCCAGAAACCUUCCUAGCUCCCUACACCUGAGUACACUAGAGUUGCAACCUUCUUUCCUUCCUAACAACCCCCGCCCCCUGACAUGGCUGCAUCGGUAGCACUGUAGACUGCCACAGGUCCACCUGUCCAGCCAUGUUUGAUCCUGGAUCACUUCAAGGAAGGAAGGAAGGAUGCUUUUCAAGGGUGUAGUCUAGAGAGUAUUCAGACACGGCCCCGAUGAAAGCCCAGCCUACUCUCCACUCCUCUCAGACCUGCUCACAUCAGCCUGCAGGGGCUUGGGACCAGGGUUAUUUUUUAGUUUUGUUACUGUGCAGGUGUUGAAGUGGUGUGUGAGUGUUAGUUCAAAGUGAAUGAGGUAGUUAUGUUGCACAUGUUUGUGGUAUGCUCUGUAGGCUUCUUGUUACCACUGUGUGUUAGUUAGGACGGUGUGCUGAAUAUGGGGUGUUUCUGUUUGCAUUUGUGCAUGGUUGCGUGUGUGUGUUUUAAGAGUUUGUUGGCUUGUGUAAGUGUGUGGUAGUGCAUAAUAUGAAAGUGUAUCAUGUGUGAGUGUGUGCUCCACAUUCUCCUGUUGUCAGACUGUUGUGUUGUGGCUGCUGGAUGAAGAGAACAUGUUUUGUAAAUAUGUAGAUGUGUAAAGAAAGAAACCAAUAAAGCUUUCAAAAUAAAUAACAUUUUCUGAAGA
Messenger RNA from Osmerus eperlanus (European smelt), 1796 nucleotides. RefSeq names its product solute carrier family 7 member 6 opposite strand (gene slc7a6os). The record is from RefSeq and is a predicted model, not a curated record. Gene Ontology annotation, biological process: developmental process. The transcript has 5 exons. The coding region runs from base 52 to 1074 and encodes 340 amino acids. NCBI's taxonomy places the organism in Eukaryota, Metazoa, Chordata, Actinopteri, Osmeriformes, Osmeridae.